CUUGUAUUUUGAGUAUUUUACCAGUUUUUCUUAAAUAUUUUUAUUCCAAAAAUACCCUUCUCAAAUUCUCCGUUUCAUAAUCUCCUUCAUCCUUAUUGAUCGUACAGGAGCCAGGUGCAGAGCAGUCCCAUUUCUUUCCUUCUGACGUUGAUUUUCUCUCAGUGAUGGAGGAGCAGUUCGUGCUCAGAGUCCCACCUUCUGUUGCAGAGCGACUGGACCGCCUUCUGGGCGAAAACGCUUCUACCGACGACAAGUCGUUGGAUUUGUCAUUCGAAGUUUCACCGAAUGUUUCACUUGUAAGCUUGAAAUAUCUUCCAGAGGAUGGUAGGACUGGCACAUUUGUCAUUGGCAAUGACCGUUUCCCUGCAUCACUGUUUGAUCUUCCUUGUGUUGUGGAGUCCUUCAAAACAUAUGAUGAUAGCGUGUUAAUUAAGACUGCAGACAUUGGUCAGAUGAUUAUGGUUAGGGAUCCGAGUGAUCCAGCUCCAGAUACAGUGGAGUACAGGCAUGGUCUCACCCCUCCAAUGAGGGAUGCUCGAAAGCGAAGAUUUCGCAGGGAGCCUGAUCUAAAUCCUGAGAUUGUCCGGCGUGUUGAGGAAGAUCUACUGAAUAUUAGUACUAGCGGACCAGCUGAUAAUAUUGAUGUUGAAGCAGCUGAGCAAGAAAAGGAUGGAGAUGGAAAUGCUCGUAAUGCAAGUAAAAAGCCUGUUGAAGAACCUGUAUCACAACCUGAUGUUCCAGAGGCAGCUACAAAUGCUGGGGAUCCCGAUAGAAGUGACUCUGAUGAAUCCGACGAUUCAAUUUGACCCAACGCCUCCUGCGGAUAUGUUUUUCCCUUCAAUCUGCUUGAUGCGGUUGCUGAAAACAUACCCGAGAUUACAGGGAUGCUUAUCAUGGUGGUUUUGUCACUCGGAAAAUCUUAAAAAAGAAAUGCUUGUGUAAUUUGUAGGGUUUGUAUUUUAUGCAAUGGACAACUUGUCCACAACUUUGUAUUUAUACAACUUUGUUAAUAGAUUUUGUUUAUCAUUUGAAUACAA
This is a messenger RNA of Pyrus x bretschneideri (Chinese white pear), 1037 nucleotides long. RefSeq names its product transcription initiation factor TFIID subunit 7-like. The record is from RefSeq and is a predicted model, not a curated record. NCBI's taxonomy places the organism in Eukaryota, Viridiplantae, Streptophyta, Magnoliopsida, Rosales, Rosaceae. The coding region runs from base 165 to 806 and encodes 213 amino acids. The transcript is spliced from 6 exons. Gene Ontology annotation, biological process: transcription initiation at RNA polymerase II promoter; RNA polymerase II preinitiation complex assembly. Gene Ontology annotation, molecular function: RNA polymerase II general transcription initiation factor activity. Gene Ontology annotation, cellular component: transcription factor TFIID complex.